Messenger RNA from Caenorhabditis remanei, 1053 nucleotides. RefSeq lists its product as uncharacterized. NCBI's taxonomy places the organism in Eukaryota, Metazoa, Nematoda, Chromadorea, Rhabditida, Rhabditidae. Gene Ontology annotation, cellular component: lysosome. The coding region runs from base 1 to 1053 and encodes 350 amino acids. The record is from RefSeq and is a predicted model, not a curated record. Gene Ontology annotation, molecular function: cysteine-type endopeptidase activity. The transcript has 7 exons.
AUGGAAGUUUUCGACGACUUUUUACAGUACACCACUGGAAUUUAUGUUCAUUUGGCUGGAAAUAAGCAGGGUCAUUUGUCAACCUCUCACGACGCGAGAGAGAGGUGGCCAGAAUGUUCCUCAAUUCCAUUGAUCAAUGACAUUUCAGAGUGCAAAUCCAGUUGGGCGUUUGCUGCCGCCGAAUCAAUGUCCGAUCGGUUAUGCAUUAAUUCUGGCGGGAUGAUAGAUACAAUCCUCUCUGCUCAAGAAUUAUUGAGCUGCUGCACAGGAGUGUUAUCGUGUGGAGAGGGAUGCGCCGGUGGAAACCCGUUCAAAGCUUGGCAAUACUGGCAGAAACACGGCCUGCCAACCGGUGGAUCCUAUGAAUCUCAAUUCGGAUGCAAACCGUAUUCCAUUGCUCCAUGCGGGAAGACUAUCGGAAACGUGACCUACCCACCAUGCACCAACACAACCCUGCCUACCCCAACUUGUGAGAAAAAGUGUAAACCGGGAUGCGCCGGUGGAAACCCGUUCAAAGCUUGGCAAUACUGGCAGAAACACGGCCUGCCAACCGGUGGAUCCUAUGAAUCUCAAUUCGGAUGCAAACCGUAUUCCAUUGCUCCAUGCGGGAAGACUAUCGGAAACGUGACCUACCCACCAUGCACCAACACAACCCUGCCUACCCCAACUUGUGAGAAAAAGUGUAAACCGGGGUACCCGGUAGAUCUGGAUAAGGAUCGGCAUUACGGCGUGUCGGUAGAUCAACUUCCCAAUCGUCAAAUCGAGAUUCAGAGUGAUGUGAUGUUGAACGGACCCGUCGAGGCUACUAUGGAAAUUUACGACGACUUUUUACAGUACACCACUGGAAUUUAUGUUCAUUUGGCUGGAAAUAAGCAGGGACACUUAUCAGUGAGGAUACUUGGAUGGGGAAUGUUUGAAGGUGUUCCGUAUUGGUUGCUGGCUAACUCAUGGGGCAAGGAGUGGGGAGAGAAUGGCACCUUCCGUGUCCUCCGUGGAGUCAACGAGUGUGGUCUCGAAGCGAAUUGCAUCUCGGGAAUGCCCAAAUUGUCAUGA